GUGAGUGUAGUGGAUAAUUGUUCGUAUUUUCACGUACUCAUGUAGAGUACAUUUAUUCAAAAUUAUUGUCUUUUCGUUUCAGCUGGUUGCCAUAUGACAGAUGUCUUAUCCAGAGAAACACCAGUUUUUGACGUUUUUAUCCUUUACUCUGGAUCUGAGGAAGAUGAAAAGUUGAUAACUGACAAGUUUUUGCCACAACUAGAGGACAAGGCUGAGCUCAAGGUGUGUUUCGCCUCUAGAGACUACAUCCCAGGGCAUUUUGAGCUGAAAGAAGCUCUAAACAAUAUGAAGAAGUCUCGGAAAAUCAUUGCUCUUCUCACUGAGCAUUUUGAUGAGCAGGUCAAGGCAGUGGAAAUCAACCAGGCGGUAGAUGCAGAUUUGGCCAGGCAGUCAUGUUCUGUCAUACCUGUUGUAUGGGGUAAUCCUGACCAUGUAAAAAUGCCUGCUCAGUUUAAGAAAAUCGUCCCAUUGCGGAGGCCAGUUGACUGGGAUAGGUUGUUAACAGCGAUAAAAGAAUGAAGUUUGGUAUAAAUAACCAAGCCAUUUAAAGACAGUUUUAAUUUUUUGUAUCAAAUAUGUCUCCCAAAAUUAAUUCCAUUAGCUUGAUCACAAGCCAUUGUGUGUCAGAUCGCAUUACGGAGUAUCAGCCACUUCACCCAUUUUGCCUGGCGCGCGAUGUGAUAGCGAUGAUCCUAAGCGAUACCCGGAUGACAGGUAGGCCUACAA
Molecule: messenger RNA, 726 nt
Organism: Lingula anatina
Lineage: Eukaryota; Metazoa; Brachiopoda; Lingulata; Lingulida; Lingulidae
Source: RefSeq, a predicted model, not a curated record